AUGCAGACCAUUAAGUGUGUUGUCGUCGGAGACGGAGAAGUAGGUAAGACCUGUCUGCUCAUCAGCUACACCACCAAUGCCUUUCCUGGAGAGUACAUCCCCACAGUGUUCGACAACUACUCCGCCAAUGUUUUGUUGGAUGGGGAGCCGGUGGGCCUGAACCUUUGGGAUACAGCAGGACAAGAAGACUAUGACAGACUCCGCCCCCUUUCCUACCCAGAGACGGUACAACAACCACAAAAAGAAAGAUCACACAAUGAUAUUUUUUUCAUCUGCUUUUCCCUUGUGUCUCCUGCGUCAUUUGAAAAUGUCCGUCAUAAGUGGAUUCGUGAGGUGAGACACCAUUGCCAGAACACUCCCAUAAUCCUCGUGGGGACCAAAAUGGAUCUGAGAGAUGACAAAGACGCUUUAGAGAAGCACAAGAAGGAGAAGAAGACUAAUCUCUCUCCCAUUAACUACCCUGAUGGACUGGCCCUGUCCAAAGAGAUUGGUUCUGUCAAGUACCUGGAGUGCUCAGCUUUGACUCAACGUGGCGUUAAAACUCUGUUUGAUGAGGCCAUCCGGAUUGCCGUGUCCCCUCCACCUAUCACCAAGAAGACAAAGAAGUGCUCUCUCCUCUAA
Molecule: messenger RNA, 621 nt
Organism: Pelmatolapia mariae (spotted tilapia)
Lineage: Eukaryota; Metazoa; Chordata; Actinopteri; Cichliformes; Cichlidae
Product: ras-related C3 botulinum toxin substrate 1-like
Exons: 6
Coding region: 1-621 (206 amino acids)
Biological process (GO): motor neuron axon guidance; regulation of actin cytoskeleton organization; cortical cytoskeleton organization
Cellular component (GO): cell projection; cytoplasmic vesicle; cytoskeleton
Molecular function (GO): GTPase activity; protein kinase binding; GTP binding
Source: RefSeq, a predicted model, not a curated record